GCGGGGCCAACGUCAGCCCCGCCUGCACCCAGGUCUCUGCGAGCUCCUCGGGCGACAACGGCGGGAUGGGCCGCAAGGUGACCGUGGCCACUUGCGCGCUCAACCAGUGGGCCCUGGACUUCGAGGGCAAUCUUCAGAGGAUUCUGAGGAGUAUUGAAAUCGCCAAGCAGAAAGGAGCAAGAUACAGGCUUGGGCCAGAGCUGGAGAUAUGCGGUUACGGCUGCUGGGACCAUUUCUACGAGCCCGACACCCUCCUGCACUCGCUGCAGGUGCUGGCGGCCCUGCUGGAGGCCCCGGCCACCCAGGACAUCGUGUGCGAUGUGGGCAUGCCCGUCAUGCACAGGAAUGUCCGCUACAACUGCAGGGUCAUCUUCCUCAACAGGAAGAUCCUGCUCAUCAGGCCCAAGAUGGCCCUGGCCAACGAGGGCAACUACCAGGAGCUGCGCUGGUUCACGCCCUGGGCCCGCAGCCGGCAGACGGAGGACUACUUCCUCCCGCGGAUGAUCCAGGCCCUCACCCAGCAGGAAACUGUGCCCUUCGGGGACGCCGUGCUGGCCACCAGGGACACCUGCAUCGGGAGCGAAAUCUGUGAGGAGCUCUGGACGCCCCACAGCCCGCACGUGGACAUGGGCCUGGACGGCGUGGAGAUUUUCACCAACGCCUCUGGCAGCCACCACGUGUUGCGCAAGGCCCACGCCAGGGUGGACCUGGUGACCGCGGCCACCACCAAGAACGGCGGCAUCUACCUGCUGGCCAAUCAGAAGGGCUGUGACGGGGACAGGCUCUACUUCGACGGCUGCGCCCUCGUCGCCAUGAACGGCCGCCUGUACGCCCAGGGCACCCAGUUCUCGCUGGACGACGUGGAAGUCCUCACGGCCACCCUGGACUUGGAGGACGUCCGGACCUACAGGGCGGAGAUCUCGUCCCGGAACCUGGCGGCCAGCAGGGUGAGCCCCUACCCACGGGUGAAGGUGGACUUUGCCCUCUCAAGCCGUGAGGACCUGGGGGAACAGCUCACGGAGCCCGUGGAGUGGUCGUACCACAGCCUCGGGGAGGAGGUCAGCCUCGGGCCCGCCUGCUGGCUCUGGGACUUCUUAAGACGCAGCCGACAGGCUGGCUUCUUCCUGCCUCUCAGUGGCGGCGUGGACAGUGCGGCCACCGCCUGCCUGGUCUACUCCAUGUGCCGCCAGGUAUGCGAGGCCGUCAGGACCGGAAACCAGCAGGUGCUGGCCGACGUCCGGGCCAUUGUGCAUGACAGUGACUACACCCCCGGGGACCCCCAAGAGCUGUGUGGACGCGUGCUGACCACCUGCUACAUGGCCAGUGAGAACUCUUCCCGGGACACCAGCAACAGGGCCCGGGAGCUGGCCCAGCAGAUUGGCAGCCACCACAUCGGCCUCAGCAUCGAGCCAGCAGUCAGGGCCCUCGUGGGCAUCUUCAGCCUGGUGACGGGGAGGAGCCCCGCGUUCGCGGCUCACGGGGGGAGCAGCCGGGAGAACCUGGCCCUGCAGAAUGUGCAGGCCCGGGUACGCAUGGUCCUGGCCUACCUCCUUGCCCAGCUCAGCCUGUGGUCGCGCGGCCUGCAGGGGUCGCUGCUGGUGCUCGGCUCGGCCAACGUGGACGAGAGCCUCCUGGGCUACCUGACCAAGUACGACUGCUCCAGUGCCGACAUCAACCCCAUCGGCGGCAUCAGCAAGUCAGACCUACGCACCUUCGUGGGGUUCUGUGCCCAACGCUUCCAGCUGACCUCCCUGCAGGGGAUCCUGGCUGCCCCGCCCUCCGCAGAGCUGGAGCCCCUGGCUGACGGGCAGGUGUCGCAGACCGACGAGGAGGAUAUGGGGCUGACGUACGCCGAACUGUCCGUCUGCGGGAGGCUCAGGAAGGUGGCCAAGGCCGGGCCCUACGGCAUGUUCUGCAAGCUGCUGGGCAUGUGGAGGGACUGCGCUCCGCGGCAGGUGGCCGAGAAGGUGAAGCGCUUCUUCUCCCGGUACUCAGCCAACCGGCACAAGAUGACCACGCUCACGCCCGCCUACCACGCCGAGAGCUACAGCCCCGACGACCACAGGUUUGACCCACGGCCCUUCCUGUACCACACCGGCUGGCCCUGGCAGUUCCGCUGCAUUGACGCUCAGGUGCGUCAGCUCGAGAGCAGUGUGCAGCAGGACCCGGACGGCGUGGACUGAGGCCAGCUGCCCCAGGCCCCGACACAGAGCCUGCAGUGACCCCCGAGCCCGCCCGCUGGCCUCCUUUGCACCCGUCUGGAUCCUUCCCACGGGCUGAAAUAAAAGACUGUGGGCCUCCCCUGCA
Erinaceus europaeus (western European hedgehog) is the source of this 2307-nucleotide messenger RNA. RefSeq names its product NAD synthetase 1 (gene NADSYN1). Lineage: Eukaryota; Metazoa; Chordata; Mammalia; Eulipotyphla; Erinaceidae. Bases 66 to 2183 code for a protein of 705 amino acids. The transcript has 21 exons. Gene Ontology annotation, biological process: NAD+ biosynthetic process. Gene Ontology annotation, molecular function: ATP binding; NAD+ synthase (glutamine-hydrolyzing) activity; glutaminase activity. The record is from RefSeq and is a predicted model, not a curated record. Gene Ontology annotation, cellular component: cytoplasm.